Rosa chinensis is the source of this 2079-nucleotide messenger RNA. RefSeq names its product berberine bridge enzyme-like 13. The transcript has 2 exons. Bases 156 to 1766 code for a protein of 536 amino acids. Gene Ontology annotation, molecular function: FAD binding; oxidoreductase activity. Lineage: Eukaryota; Viridiplantae; Streptophyta; Magnoliopsida; Rosales; Rosaceae. The record is from RefSeq and is a predicted model, not a curated record.
ACCAUUUACCCCAAAUGAUUGAUGCCAACAUUACAUGACAUUUGCAUUAGCUCAUCAAGGUGACACUUGAGACACCUUCCAUGCUUCUAUAAAGCAAUAAACACACACUAGGCUGAUACCUCAACAUUUGUACCAAGAGCGUGACACAAGGCAGCAUGGUGCUUUCAAACUACUCUAUGUCUCCAAUGUUUCUUUUUCUUCUCCUCCUAUCGUCUUCUUUCGCACAUCCUUCAUCUUCGAAAGAAGACAUUUUUAUCCAGUGCCUCUCGUAUCAUUCCACGGUUUCUAUUUCUUUCUCUAGCACCAUUUUCACCCCUAACAACUCUUCCUUCACCACCGUCCUAAAUUCAACUGCGGAAAACCUCAGAUACGUAGUCCCUUCCAUGCCAAAGCCACAGUUAAUUUUCAGACCAACGCAUGAAUCCCAUGUUCAAGCUGCUGUUAUUUGCUCAAAACAGCUGGGAAUACAUCUCAGGGUCCGAAGUGGAGGUCAUGACUACGAAGGCCUCUCCUAUGCCUCCCAAAUUGAAACACCUUUCAUCGUUGUAGACCUUGCCAAGCUUCGAUCAGUUAACGUUGAUAUCCAACACCACAGUGCAUGGAUUCAAGCCGGUGCCACCAUUGGCGAAGUUUACUACAGAAUUGCUGAGAAAAGCACAACACAUGGCUUCCCUGCCGGUCUUUGCACAAGCUUAGGCGUGGGGGGACAUAUAACCGGAGGUGCGUAUGGUUCCAUGAUGAGAAAAUAUGGCCUUGGUGCUGAUAACGUUGUCGAUGCGCGAAUAAUUGAUGUCAAUGGCAGAAUUCUUGACCGAAAGACCAUGGGAGAAGAUCUUUUUUGGGCAAUCAGAGGUGGAGGAGGAGCAAGCUUUGGAAUCAUCAUGUGGUGGAAGAUAAAGUUGGUUCCUGUUCCAUCAACUGUAACAGUAUUCACAGUUGCCAGGACCUUGGAACAAGGUGGCACAAAGCUCCUACAUAGGUGGCAACAAGUGGCUGCUGCUGAGCUUGAUGAAGAUCUCUUUAUUAGAGCUAUCAUACAACUAACAAGUGACAGCAAAAGUGGCAAGAGAACUGUCACGACUCUUUACCAAGCUCUGUUCCUCGGAGGAGUUGAAAAACUCCUCCAUGUUAUGCAAACAGGCUUCCCGGAACUGGGUUUGACCCGAAAAGAUUGUACUGAAACCAGUUGGAUCAAAUCCGUGCUGUACAUUGCAAACUACCCGAGUGGAACUCAACCCGAGAUUCUGCUUCAAGGAAAAUCCACAACCAAGAAUUACUUCAAAGCCAAAUCAGACUAUGUCAAAGAUCCAAUCCCUGAAACCGGGCUUGAGGGACUGUGGAAAAAGUUGAUGGAAGAAACCAAUCCUCUGUUGAUUUGGACACCAUAUGGAGGAAUGAUGAGCAAGAUUUCGGAGUCCGAGACACCUUUCCCUCACAGAAAAGGAGUGCUCUUCAAGAUUCAGUACCUGACUGGGUGGCAAGCUGCAAAUCAAGAGGCAAAGCACAUGGAUUGGAUUAGGAAGCUUUACAACUACAUGGCUCCUUAUGUUACAAAGUCCCCAAGGCAAGCAUAUGUGAAUUAUAGGGAUCUUGAUUUGGGGAUAAACAAAAAAAGGAACACUAGCAUCACUGAAGCAAGUGCUUGGGGUACCAGGUAUUUCAAGGACAACUUCAGCAGACUGAUAAAAAUUAAGACCAAAGUCGAUCCGGAAAACUUCUUCAGGCAUGAACAGAGCAUCCCACCUCUUCCACCCAAACAAGAGUGAGAUAUGAUGUUGGUAGCAAAGUAAAGGGCUUUGAGUUUUUAUGAAAGUUAGCAUAAACUUAGAUCUCUUUUGAAAAAUAUCAGUCCCUGAAUAAAAGUUACCAAGAGUAACCAACAAAUUGGAGCGAGUAUAAACAGACCAAAUUUAUAUGCAGGAUUAAUAGUUGUCAAAUUUCUUGGUCUUAAAACUCAACCGUUGUAGAGAAGUGAUGGAAUGUGCCAAUAUGCAGCAAUCUAUAUAUAGCAAUCCUGAUCACUGAUGUAAUAUUAGGUACUAUUGUGUAUAGCUCAUUUUCUAGUGCUCAUUGCCCACA